Molecule: messenger RNA, 1077 nt
Organism: Mesorhabditis spiculigera
Lineage: Eukaryota; Metazoa; Nematoda; Chromadorea; Rhabditida; Rhabditidae
Source: the annotation of a GenBank genome assembly
AUGGAUGUUGUGCGCAGUAAAGGGCAACGCAUGUUCCUUCACCAGGCCAUUGAACACGGAAUUCGGAUCGACGGCAGAGGAUCAUUCGACCAUCGACCGCUUUCGCUGGAGCAAGGGAUCCUGAGAACGGCCGACGGGUCAGCGCGCGUCAUUUUGGGCAAGACCGAGCUGUUCGUGAUCAUUAAUGCCGAAAUGUUGGAGGUCGAUGAUAGCAGUUCACUGGAAAAGCGACUCAAUUUCACCGUCAAAAUAGCUCCACAAGGUCCAAACGCUGCAAGAUUUGGACCAGAUGAAAAGCGGCGGGACGAUGAAGACCUGGAAAGAGACGAGAUCUUGCAACUUAGCGUGGGAAUCCGGCCGGAGCAGGAAAACUCCUCCGUCAUCAUGCCUCCUAGUGACAAUGUCCUUGACAAAUUGGCUGUGAAAUACGAACGAGAGAUCUCCGAAGAGAACGAAUGCUUGGUGUCCCGUGAUAUCGAAGCAGCAUUGGAUAAGAUAUUUAACGAUCUGUCCGAACUUGAGCUCGAGAGGAUUGCCGUCUCCAAAAAUCAUGUCUGGUCGAUUGAAGUGGAACUAAUGGUGGUGAAAUACGCCGGGAACCUGUUGGAAGCCGCUUAUCUCGGGGCAAAGGCUGCGCUCGAUGACUUCGUUUGUAUCCAACCGCCCGUCACGCAUGAUACUGAAACGGGGAAAGAUCUUAUCGGCGCUGUGCAGGAUGAGGAUGCCCUGGUCUCGUGGAAGUUUGAUAUCGAAAAGACCCCGUUGAUUGGAACAAGUUAUCGUGUUGGAGAUUCUGUCUUCCUAGACCCAAAUGAUUACGAAGAAGUUCUGAAUCCGGUUCUGUGCUGGGUAGCCAUCGACAGACCGACCUCUAAUAAGAUCGCCGACGAUGAUUGUUGUAUAUCGUGGUCCGCGUUGACCGGCACUGGCGGAACACGCGAUGGAAUCCAUCGGGAAAUGCUUACCACGGCAAUUAGGUCAGCGAGGAAAUGGGACCCAGUGUUGAGGGACUACAUCAAACUUUGGCGCCAGACAAAGCGCGAUCCCUACGCAACUGUACUUCUGUCUUUCAACAAG